CAAUUCUCUAUAUAUACGCCAUUCUCUUUACUCUUUGACUCCCACUACACAUCUCUAAUUGGUUUAAAUUCCAGAGUUUAUCAAUGGCUUCAUUUUCCGCUCCCUACAAUUCUCUUCUUCCUUCCCCGUCUUUUUUCUCGUCGGAGAGCUCUGUUUCACCGUCGUCAGUCAAAUUCCGGCCAUCAAGUUUUUCAGGCGUCGCGGCGUCCGCCACUGCUACCUAUGCUGAAUUCGAAACAGAAACAACUACUACUACCUCGUUUUCGUCGCCUCCGAAUUUGACCUCUCUUUCUCCAACGUCGUUUUACGAUUUGCUCGGAGUUCCGGUUGGCGCGACGAGCGAGGAGAUCAAGGCGGCGUAUCGGAGACUUGCUCGGGCUUGCCAUCCCGACGUGGCGGGGACUGAUCAGAAGGAAUCGUCGGCCAACGAGUUCAUGAAAAUUCAUACGGCGUACUCCACUCUAUCGGAUCCCGAGAAACGCGCCGACUAUGAUCGGCGCCUCUUCCGUCGGAGACGGAGUGUCAAAGUCCACUCCGGCAUUUGUACUUCUCCGGCGCCGGAAAAAAUGUCGAGAUUCACCGGCUACACUCGCCGGAAUUGGGAGACCGAUCAGUGCUGGUAGCUGGAUAUAUUUUUAUUUUCCUAGUGUGAACAAAGAAAUUUGAAUAUAUAUAUGGGAUUCAAAAUUCAUGUUACAAUAUGUAUCAAUAUGGGUGUGGGUACAAUAUCUCUGGAUGAUCUUCUGAUUCUUCAAUUGAUGUCUUGACGCUCCAUUGAAGGGCCCCCGGAUCUCUACUGGCUUGAUCUUCAAAGAAGAACUUAUAUAUUUGUUCUUCUGAAGGGCCUCCGGGUUCAAAUGGCUUGAUCUUCAAUUGGAGAUUUUGAUCAAUAUGAUAGGCAUGGAGGAGCUUUGGACUUUCAAGGUCAUGGGACUUUUAUUUUCAUGAUCAUGAUCUCUAAUUCUCUAAAUAAGCUUCAAGCUA
Molecule: messenger RNA, 984 nt
Organism: Ipomoea triloba (trilobed morning glory)
Lineage: Eukaryota; Viridiplantae; Streptophyta; Magnoliopsida; Solanales; Convolvulaceae
Product: chaperone protein dnaJ 11, chloroplastic-like
Exons: 1
Coding region: 84-623 (179 amino acids)
Source: RefSeq, a predicted model, not a curated record